Molecule: messenger RNA, 1733 nt
Organism: Aspergillus melleus
Lineage: Eukaryota; Fungi; Ascomycota; Eurotiomycetes; Eurotiales; Aspergillaceae
Gene: PPZ1
Product: Serine/threonine-protein phosphatase
Exons: 2
Coding region: 237-1010 (257 amino acids)
Source: RefSeq, a predicted model, not a curated record
UUGAUGGUUGAUUUCGACAAAGAAUUUAAGAGUUGAUAUUCCGUGACCGAUUCAACUAAAAGUAAGUAUAAAAACGUGUAGAUACUGCCUUGGUAUCUAAAACCAAAACUUGUUAUCUGUCUAGUUUACCUGCAAGGACGUUGUUUUGUCUGAGAGAAGUCAACAGCAAACUGCCAACAAAGUGACCAGUGUAUCGAAACUCUCUUUCUUUCAACUCGUACUGACCGUGAAUAAAAAUGGCCCCAGGGUCUGUUCAUCAGCGGUCGAUCGCGGAGGUAGCUACGUGCUGUACAAAUCUCUUCCAGGAAUGCAUGCAGCAAGAAGUGAUCACCUCGUGGGAAAAAGAAACGUUGAUUGGAGAUCAGAGGUGCCGCUUUAAUCUCUGGGCUUCCAAUAUAUGGGUAUUUUCACAGGACAGAGAGUCGUUGGAUUACCGUCUCAGGGAUGACCCGAGAGUUGGAGAGAUCAUCUUCCGUAUCAUAGAAGACAUUGAGCACUGUCUGGGAAAGUGUGUUACAUUUCUGCAGUCCCGUCGAGCCGUCGAGCCUUACCAGGACGGGGACCCAGACCGAAAGCUGGACACUAUUAUGAAAGAAUGCACCGACGCCAUAACCCUUCUUUACCACUUAAACAGUGUGGUUUACAGAGCUGUCGCGGUGGUCAAUGCCGAGGUGUUUAAUGAAUUCAGGAUCUUAGACGAAGAGGGAAACGACAUAGAACCGUGCCUCAGGAACGCAUUUUCCGAUUACAUACGUGAUGAAUUUCCCCAAAUCGACGAGUACAUUCUCCGACGGCUUGUGUCUGCGAUGGUCACUCGGCGGAAAAGGAUUUUGAAUAAGAGAUCUCGUUCCGAGGCCAUCCGUGUUCACCUGCAGGAAACGAUCCCUCAGCCGACCGUCGACAUCAGGGAAUACGAGCUGCGGCAAACUGCUACCUUGGAUGUAUCUCCUGCACGUACAGAUCAGCCAAGUACAACGCCAGAAGCUAAUGACGCCAUGAAUAGGUGGUAAGUACCUGAACCUUUUGAUAGAGCAUCUCCCCCUUUGCAUCGACAUACUAACGCUUCUUCGCAGGGCACAUGAUCAAGAUGAUCUUGACGCGUAUGUUUGCCUGUUCGAACAUUGCAAUAAGCCAGAUCAGAUAUACCGCGAUACCGAAGGAUGGCUAGCUCACAUUGUUAAACAUGCACCAUUACGUUGGGAAUGUAACCUAGGGCCGUCACACCGGCUGAAAUUUGAUACCAAAGCAGAAUGGACUGCUCACGCGAAAGAGGCUCAUAGUCGAUUUGUAGAAGAACGCCAUUUAGGUGUUCUCGCAGACCGUUGUGCACGGCGAUUGCCAACAUUCGAGUCUUGCCCUUUUUGCGGAUGUAGGGAAUCCCCAAACGGCGAAAAAAUCGAGGAGCAUAUAGCGGGUCAUUUACGAUUUCUUGCUCUCAAAUAUUUGCCGCCAAAUUGCUUUGAGACCGCGGAUACCUAGGAUGGUGAGAGUGCUCUCGGGGCCUCGAACCCUUGUCAACGAAGCACCAUCGACGAAGACCCAGACCAAGACAAGGUAUGUUUCUCAUGGUAACAAACCAACAUACCUGUUUACCACUUGAUCUACAUUACCCGGAAACCUUUCAGUAAGAACCAUAGCAGAGAAGUAAUUCUUUUGAAUAUUUAUCUUUUUAGAUGCCAUUUCUUUCUUGUAUAAUAGCCUCAGUGAGUCCUACCUUUUCGUAGUGGAACGAC